Messenger RNA from Mobula hypostoma (lesser devil ray), 5406 nucleotides. RefSeq names its product von Willebrand factor A domain containing 3A (gene vwa3a). Lineage: Eukaryota; Metazoa; Chordata; Chondrichthyes; Myliobatiformes; Myliobatidae. The coding region runs from base 255 to 3731 and encodes 1158 amino acids. The transcript has 32 exons. The record is from RefSeq and is a predicted model, not a curated record.
GAGUCUGCAGGCUGGAAUCCGGGAGCUGUCAAUCAUCCGACCAUCUGGGGACCCGGGAGCUGUCAAUCAGCGCGCACCGGGGGCUACAAGAAGGUCUGUAGUGAAAGUACUGGGGUCAUGAGAGAAGGGGAAUAAUCUCUUCGCUUUGAAAAUAGUCUUUACCUUCGCGAAGCAGGAACUUCGUUGCAACUCGUUUGUCCCUGUGCAGAUCCGCAGUGGGUGGUGGUCGUGUCGGAGCUACAGGUGCCGACAGCAUGAACCAACGUACCGGUAUCCUGGCCAAUGAGCAGUUCCUUCAGAGCGAAUUGAUGAAGAGAAGUCCCCAGCAGCUGAGGAAGGUGUGGCAGGAUGUCGAAACAGACGAUGCAUUACUGGUCACACAUGUUAAUCAGACCAGCCAGCUGUUGAAGGCAGCCAGUGGACCAGCGGUCCCCAGUGACACACAGACCUCCACUGAGUGGUUGGCCAAUCACGGCCUGGAGAGCCAGAAGCUGACCAUCCGAGACCUUCUGACGCAGGGCAGCAUUGUCACGAGCAAGGAUGAGAGCGAGGUGAAACACCUACAGGUCAGCCUCGGCCUGGUGGCCAGAUUUGAAUCCAGGGUCCGAGAAAUGGUUGAUGCCUGUCAGAAACGGACCCAGUGGCUGAAGGAAGGGAGCAAAAAGGUGUUCGGCCUGGUGAGAGGCAAGCACCUGGGCGUGCUGGUGGACUGCUCUGAUGCCAACUGCGGCCUCGGCCGACAGGGACAGCUGCAGGGAGCUCUGCUGACUCUGCUGGAGGAACAGAUGAGGGACACCAAACAGAUCUAUCUCCUGGCCUUCGGCAGCGACCUCUACCCCCUGUGGGAGAAUGCUCGUGACCUCAACGUCCGCACGAUGGACGAAGCCCGUCAGUGGGUUCAAGGUCUCCAACCCUGCGGAAGCUGCAAUCUGCUGAAGGCUCUGAACAUGGCGCUGAAAGUGAGGCAGCUGGAUGCUCUACUGAUCGUCCUGGGGACCUGCCCUGACCAGCCAGCGGAGAUUUUGUGGGAUCACCUGCAGCAGUGUCUGCUCGGGAGGAGCCUUCCCAUCCAGACGGUGGUGUUCGACUGCAGCGAUCACAGGACCCAGGCAUUGCUGAGAUCACUGGCAGAGAUGUCGGGAGGACGUUUCCACUCCUACACCCUGGCAAGUCAGGCGUGCUGGGGCACUGACCUAGAAGACCUGGCUCGGGAGCUGGAGAGAGCAGGCGAGGCGCUGGAGACGGUGGCCAAGCUGAAGGAGGGUCUGCUCGGACAGGCCGUGGGCGCCAUCCUUGCCGAGGUGUCGACAGAAGUUGCUGGGAUGCCGCUGGCCUGGUUCCUCCCCCGGCCACCCAACCACGAGGGUCCGCUGUCCAUCGAGGCCCCUGGCCUCCUGCCUCGAACCUCGGCUGAGUGGCUGAAGCACAGCGGACUGAAAGCCAGGAAGCUGGGCCUGUACCAAGUCUUGGCUCCAAACGCCUUCUCCCAGUGCGAGGCGUUCGUCCCCAUCCUGCGCAAGACCGUCUCCUCCACCCUGCAUCAGAAGGCCAUGGUGCAGCUGGAGUGGUGUGACGGGACGGUGAAAAAUCUACACGUGGACCCACCCCAACUCUACGAGUAUCAGAAGCGUCUGUCCCGAGCCGUGAACCGGUUUGAACUCAGGAUCAAGUGGCUGUCCAAUCGCAGCAGGAGGAUGUGGGGCAACCUGUGUGAGAAAAGGGUGGUGGUGGUGUUGGAUACCUCGAUCUACAAUGGCAGGUACAUCAUCCACCUUCAGCAUGCCCUGCGGCUGCUCCUCGAACAGCAGCUCGCCAACCGCGACGCCUUCAACCUGUUAGCGUUCGGGUCGGAGGUGAGGCGAUUCCAGCCGGGCCUGGUUCCCGUUAGUCCUGACAACCUGCAAGCUGCCUGGAGGUGGAGCCUGUCCCUGCGGUGUGAAGGCAGCCGGAACCUGCUGGCCGCAAUGAAGGCUGCGGUGGAGACGGAUCCAGCCGACCUCCAGGCUCCCUGCGGCAUCUACCUCCUCACCACCGGCAUUCCUGACCAGCCACGGGUCACCAUCUCCUCCUACGUCACUGAGGUUUGUGCUGGUCGCGACCUCCAUCUCCAUACCUGUCUCUUCAGCGUUGACCCCCAACCCGAGGGCACAGUAAUGCCCCGCUACGCCUCCCCACGGGACACGGCGGAUGCCCUCCGGGAACUGGCGAGGAGUGGCGGUGGGAGGUUCCACUGGUUCCAGGAGUCAGGUAUCAUUGAGAGUGACGAUAUUCAGCUUAUAUCGGCUGAAAUGGAGAAAGCAGCUAACUAUUCUGAAAAGAGUGCCCUGCUGCUGCAGUCGCUACGCCAACGCUCGGGGAGGCCUCGAGAAGACACGGUGGUCCCAGCCGAGGGUCUGCAGCAGGCGUUGAGAAAGGGCGAUCGGCACCCUCCGAAGCUGCUGGCUCCAAAGCCCACAGCCCUGUCUCUGGCCAGGAUGCGAGCGCGGGAGGACGGAGGAGAGGAGAGCCGGCUGGCACUGACCGGGCGUGUGAGCAGUGGGAAGGCUGCCGGCCCUCGAGCUCAUCCCGGCACAAAACGACCGCGCUCUUUCCUGGAAAGUCGGAAGGUUUCGAGGUCAGCAUUUUACACCGAUCAGGGGAGUAAAGUAGGUGCCGUGUACCAGACCCGCCCCAGGACAAGGAGUGCACGGACAGUCAUACCCUGUGUCUCCCUGCCGAGCGAAGAGGAGAUCUGCUCGACUGUAGCGUGGUUACGGAGGCUGGGCCUGAGGAAGCUGGGACUGGACCUGCACAGGCUCCUGUCUGGGCCAGACUGCAGCCACCGGAAGAAGCUGGUGAGGAGCUUGAACAAGAGGGUCUCGGCCAGGUACUGUGCGGGCUUCCCCACGGUGCAGAUCAAUGGAGAGCACAGGCACCUGUACCUACAGGCGCAAGAGCUGGACUGUUACAUCGAGCGGGUGGAGGAGGUCCUUGGCCGGUACCUUGGCCGGCUGCAGUGGCUGCUGUCAGGGAGCCGCCGUUUGUUCGGAACAGUCCUGGAGAAGAGAGUCUGCAUCUUGCUGGACACGUCGGGCUCCACUGAACCCCACCUGGCGGCCCUGAAGAACGAACUGAGCUCCCUCAUCUGGGAGCAACUGAGGAGGAAUAGCCACAGCUUCAACCUGCUGUCGUUCGCGGAGCAUGUGGACAGUUGGAGGGAGGAGCUGGUGGAGGCCACUGAUGAUGCCUGCCAUGACGCUGUUCAGUGGGUCUCAAGCUCCGUCGCCCAUGGAAACACCUGCACUCUAGAGGCACUACAGAGGGCCUUUCAGCAUGUGGACGUGCAGGGAGUCUACCUGCUGACGGACGGCAAGCCCAAUACCAGCUGCCAGCUGGUUCUGGAGGAGACGCAGCAGAUGAACCUCGGCCGGGGAGUGAAAGUCCACACCGUCUCGUUCAACUGCACCGACAGCAUUGCCGAUGAGUUCCUCAAGAAUCUGGCAGCCCAGACCAGAGGGCGUUUCCAUCGUUGUCAUGGAGCCCUUGAUGGGCAGCUGGUGGCGCACAAGAUGAUAGCGGAAGGAUUUUCUGAUGAAGAUAACCCCAACCUUCCUGCCUUUGAGGGUGACGAUCUAAAGAGGCUCUCUGAAGAAAUUACUAAAGCUCGGCGGUUCCUGACACAAGCCCGUUCCUUCAGAAGUUUACUUUUGGAAAAGCAACCAACACGAGGCUCAAAAUCCGGUGAAGCUUAGAACACAUCACCAGCUGGCGGAGGAAUCACACACCCUUCGAGACCCGCGCCUUUGGAAUUACCUCACAGCUUCUUAACUCCUGGAAAAAAUUGUACUGCAGAUGCUGGAAAUUUCAAAAUCCAAAGUAAACUUAUUACCAAAGUACGUACAGGACACCAUAAACAACACUAGGAUUUAUUUUCUUGCUGGCAUCCACAGGAAAAUAAAUAAAUACAAGAGAAUCCCUGGAAGUUCCUACAGAACAAAGGCAGAGUCCCCCAAAGUGAGUCUACAGGCAACAGAGUCGGUUCAACACCGGGGCGAGUGAAGGCCAGGAGUCCAGUGGCUCCAGGGCACCACCUGCUCCUGAACCUGGCCGCUCAGGACACAAGACUCCUGCACCUCCCGCCCGAUGGUAGCAGUGAGAAGAGAGGGAGACAGGUCAAACGCAGGAGAACGGAAAGGGGCUCAGGUGGGCAUGCUGGCAUGGAACACCAGUUCAUUUUCACUGAAAUCUGAAGUAAGAUCAGCAAAUUCAGAAAACAAUCAGCAGGUCAGUCAGCGCCUGUAGAGAGAGAAGCAGAGUUAACAUUUCAGGAAGAAGGUGUGGGAAAGUGAGGGAACACACCUCGUUUAUAACUCAUUGUAUCAUGGCUUUAAUAUGAAAUUGUUCCUAGUCUUGGUUAAUCCUACCUGAACGUCAGAUUCGGUCCUUUCUCUUGGGAAUGCUUGCCCACUGGAUCUUACCCUCCCUCAAAAAGCAAUGCCGAGGAUCUAAAGGAUUUGUAUUAAGUUUCCAGGUGGCUUUUGGAGCGUUUUUUCCGUACUAAGAAUUGUGUGGAUAAUUUACACCAGCGUCUUUCACUCGUGGUCUUCAACUCUUUAACAAGUUAUUUGUGUAUGAUUCUGUGACGGGGUCCGGAAUUACCCCUAUGAAAUGUGUUUGUUCACCCCUAUUAACUGUGCUUUUGAAAAGAGAAAGAGAGUUAUUUAACAUUGAAAUCUUGUUUUGAAGAGAGAGAGAGAGACGAAGACUAACUGUUGGACUGUCACUUUAAGGAACGAGAAAGACCUGGUUAACUUUUGGAUUUCUGCUGAGUUGGAGACAGCACCGAGCAGCUCGUAAGUUGCUAUGGUGACCGAAGGCAGCGUUAUUUAAUGGACACUCAAUGUUAUGAUUUUCGGCAGGUUGUUGACACUUCUCAAGGACUUUUGCCUGCUUGCAUUUCUUUCACAGACAAAGGAAGGAGGAGUUAUUUGAGUGACAGUUGAUGCUCAGCACAGGAAGAUAGACCUCAGACACAUGUUCUGGACACUGAAUGAGCAUUGUUGUGCCCGCAGGAAAAGUGGGUUUUGGAGGAUGGAUCAGGCGGAUCGAUCCGUCGCUCUUGCAGUGGAAAGGAAAAGGGUUGACUGGUAGGGAGUUGUCCAUGUGUCCACCCUCGCCUGGGGGAUAGCUCCACCACAGAAAACCAGUCCCCUUUGUUAAAGUCACAGUCGGUGACUUUUAAAGGAUUUCGAAGGACAACGAGAAGAUCGACGGCGUCAGCUCGCCUGUAGACUCAAAUCUCUCCCUCUCUCUCUCCAUCACUACUCAACUCAAUACCACGAACCAAACUGAACUGAAGUUUACUCAUCAUCGUAAGACUAUCUUUUUACCCCUAGACUUAAAGAAGCUUGGUUUCUCAUACACAUA